Messenger RNA from Nicotiana tabacum (common tobacco), 1545 nucleotides. Its product is annotated as auxin-responsive protein IAA14. The record is from RefSeq and is a predicted model, not a curated record. Gene Ontology annotation, cellular component: nucleus. Gene Ontology annotation, biological process: regulation of DNA-templated transcription. NCBI's taxonomy places the organism in Eukaryota, Viridiplantae, Streptophyta, Magnoliopsida, Solanales, Solanaceae.
AAGAAGAAAGAAAAAAAAAGUACUUUUACUGAAAAGAUUAGCUGAUGUUUGAUUUGCCCCCUCUUUUUACAGCCUCUCUUUGCCAUAUCACAUUCCAUUAUUCUUUUGUUACAGUGGAGAAAUAUAAGAGAGGCUACAGAGAGCCCAAAGAACCUUUACUCUAUUUUCCUUAGUUCUUUUUUCCUUUUUACAUACUUCACUAGUUCUGCACUUCACUAGUCUUGAUAGUUGAAAAAACUUUUAAUACUCUUUCUAAGUCCUUUGCUUCUUGAAUUCCUUUGAUGUCAAUUCCCUUAGAAGAGCAUGAUUACAUAGGCCUAUCUGAGAAGAGUAGUUGUGUUUCCUCAAUAGAAAUUAAUGAGAGGAAAAGCAAAAAACACUUGAACUUGAACUUGAAGGCCACUGAGCUUAGACUAGGCUUGCCUGGUUUUGAGUCCCCUGAGAGGGGCCCAUUUGGGGUUUUGAAAGGUUUAGUUUAUGGAACCAAAAGGGGGUAUUCUGACACCAUGAAUGGUACUUCUCUAAAGUUGGCUUUCUCUAGAUCUGAGGUUGAUUCUGCUAAAGGUCACAGUGGGUUGUUGUUCUCUCCUAAGGGUGGAAGCAAGAUUCUUGGUGCUGUUGUCUCUGCAGAGAGUAAUCUUCAACCAUCUUCUAUGGCCAAUGUUGUGAAAGAUCCUGCUCCAAAAUCGCCAAGUCCAGCACAGGAGAAAAAGCCUCUGAUUCCAACUAGUAAUGGACAUGGGGUUGCUCCAGCCACUAAGACACAGGUAGUAGGAUGGCCACCAAUUCGAUCUUUUCGGAAGAAGUCAAUAGUCAGUAAUCCUCCCAAGACUGAGGAGGAUGUGGAUGGUAAGUUAGGAUCUGCUUGUGUUUAUGUCAAAGUUAGCAUGGAUGGUGCCCCUUAUCUGAGGAAGGUUGACCUUAAGAUCUACAAAAGCUACAAUGAUCUGUCUUCAGCACUAGAAAAGAUGUUCAGCUGCUUUACCAUUGGUCAAUGUGGAACUGAAGGCAUUCCGAUUCGUGAUGGACUAACUGAAAGUAGAUUGAUGGAUCUUCUACAUGGAUCUGAGUAUGUUCUUACCUAUGAGGACAAGGAUGGUGAUUGGAUGCUCGUUGGUGAUGUUCCAUGGGAGAUGUUCACAGGGUCUUGCAAGAGGCUGAAGAUCAUGAAGAGUUCAGAUGCAAUUGGUCUAGCCCCAAGAGCCAUGGAGAAAUACAAAAACCGUUAAACAAGUAGCACUCUCGCUACAAAUGUUGCAGGUAUCUUGAAGCAAAUGGAUGAUGGAAACUGGAAAGUGAAGUGUCUGCUGAUAUAUGUUAGUAGUAGAAGCCUUAAUUUGGAUUUGAAGUUGUGUACCACGCUUUUAAGUUUGUGUGUGUUAAGUCUCUAUUUGAUGUAAGGGAAAAUAACCCUCUGAUAGAAACAUAUAUUCAUAUCCACAAGUAUUCUUACUGGUUGCUUCAGCAAGGCUUCUGUGUCUCUAUUGUAAAUGGUCUCAUCCUUUAAUAAAUCACUCAUGUCAGUGUGGCUAAAGUUGUCCAUCA